Messenger RNA from Monodelphis domestica (gray short-tailed opossum), 1456 nucleotides. It is a transcript of the gene AARSD1, whose product is annotated as alanyl-tRNA synthetase domain containing 1. The record is from RefSeq and is a predicted model, not a curated record. Gene Ontology annotation, biological process: regulation of translational fidelity; alanyl-tRNA aminoacylation. NCBI's taxonomy places the organism in Eukaryota, Metazoa, Chordata, Mammalia, Didelphimorphia, Didelphidae. Gene Ontology annotation, molecular function: nucleic acid binding; alanine-tRNA ligase activity; Ser-tRNA(Ala) deacylase activity.
CCGCAGAGGAAACGCAGGUGUUGCCGAAGGUUUGAGCUCCGCCCUUGACAGGUCCUUCUGUUUAGCAUUCCGCGCGGCCAGGCAGCCAGCAACAAUGGCGUUCCGGUGUCAGCGGGACAGCUAUGCUCGAGAGUUCAGCACCACCGUGCUUUCCUGCCGCCCUGCAGAACUGCUGAUUGAUGAUGGUUCUGGAAACCACAAGAACAAGGAAAAGCUAAGCGGCUACCACGUGGUAUUGGAAGAUACAUUACUCUUCCCCGAGGGCGGGGGCCAGCCUGAUGACCGAGGUUCCAUUGACAACAUCCCAGUGCUAAGAGUGACCCGCCGGGGAUCUGAAGCAGAUCAUUUCCUGCUUACUCCCCUGGCACCAGGGAGCCAGGUCCAAGUGCAGCUGGACUGGGAACGGAGGUUUGACCACAUGCAGCAGCAUUCAGGGCAGCAUCUUAUCACAGCUGUGGCUGACCACCUGUUUGGGUUGAAAACCACAUCGUGGGAGUUAGGACGCUGUCGGAGCACAAUAGAGCUGGAUAGCCCCAUGGUCCUCCCAGAACAGAUAGUUGCCAUUGAGCAGAGUGUCAACGAGAAGAUCCGCAGUCGGUUGCCUGUGAUUGUGAAGGAACUGAGCCCAGAUGAUCCUGAGGUGGAGAAGGUAAGGGGCCGGGGCUUGCCAGAUGACCAUGCAGGACCUAUCCGUGUCAUCACCAUAGAGGGUGUCGACUCCAAUAUGUGCUGUGGUACCCACGUGGGAAACCUCAGUGAUCUGCAGGUCAUUAAGAUCCUAGGUACUGAGAAGGGGAAGAAGAACAAGACCAACAUAGUGUUUCUAACAGGCAACCGAGUACUAAAGUGGAUGGAGAGAAGCCAUGGAUCACAAAAGGCUCUGACCUCAUUACUCAAGUGUGGAGUGGAGGAACAUGCAGAGGCUGUUCAGAAAUUGCAGAACUCGGCCAAGCUGCUCCAGAAGAAUAACCUGAAUCUCCUCAGGGACCUGGCCGUUCUCACUGCCCACAGUCUUAGGGACAGCCCAGACAGGGGAGGAAUGAUUGUAUUACACAGGAAAGAUGGUGACUCUGAGUUUAUGAACAUCAUUGCCAAUGAGAUUGGGAUAGAGGACACCCUUCUCUUCUUAACUGUGGGGGAUGAGAAAGGUGCUGGGCUCUUUUUACUUGCUGGGCCAGUUGAGGCAGUGGAUAUGUUGGGCCCAAGGGUAGCUGAAUUGCUACAAGGCAAAGGAGCUGGGAAGAAAGGCCGCUUUCAGGGCAAGGCCACCAAACUCAGUCGGCGGGUAGAGGUACAGGCCCUUCUCCAGGACUAUCUCAGUAGUCAGAGUGCUGAGGAAUAGCAGCUCCUGCCCUUGUAUUCUUCCCAGGCCUUUCCUUUCCUUAGGACCAGACAGCAUGUGGCCAUGGAAAAAUUUUGCUUUCUUCCAGACAAUAAAAUGACUUUAAAUGGAAAA